AUGUGACCAAUGAGAUGGUUCGGAUCACUCUUAUCAACAUUUCACGUAAUUCUGAGGAGGGGUAUAAUUGGUAUAUCGAUGACUUGUUGAUAUCAUUCCCAUUAAAAUAUGAAAAUUCAUUUCGGCAUUUUCUCUUAUUAUCAUCAUGUAAUUUUACCGUGUCAAUAUAUUUCUAACUUGUCAAAAUAUCUAAGAUUUUCAUUUAUAUCGACAGUAAACUGUUUGUGUCACUCCGACACUCGAAAUGCUGCACCCCCGGCGUAGUGCCCAGUACGUUCUACUAUGUGACGUCUGUGAAACUGUCCCCCUACAGAGCCAUUGUGAACUUUGUAAUAUAAAUCUAUGCGAGGCAUGUGUUGGGGAGCACCUCUCGUAUUUGUCUUAAAAAAACACAAUGCCGUGUCCUUUUUAAAAAUAAAGGCUACUCCUACGAGCACAAAAUGUUCGAAACACGCCGAUCAACACUGUAAACAUUACUGUGAGAACUGUGACAUUCCUGUCUGUAUUGCCUGCGUCUCUUCGGGAAAACACAAAGAUCACAAGUUUUCAGAUAUUCAUGAAAAACUCAGCUCUAAAACACAAAGUUUACAAAACGAUUUGGAAGAACUAGAGACCAUAAUUUAUCCCCGAUAUGACGAAAUGUCAUCCGAUGUCCAAACUGAGAAAGCCAAGGUAGAAACGAAUUACGGGAAGCUGACCACAGCUGCUGACCAACAAGGAAAAGUCUUACACCGAGAGAUCACUGCCAUUGUCAACAAACGAAAAUCUGAUAUUGAGGAGAUGAAAAAGAAACACUUAUCGAUCCUGAAUAAAAAUUCAGAUGAAAUCACACAGAAAAUUACUGAACUCAAACAUAUCGUUUCGGAUUUGAAGUCAAUACUAAAAUCAAAUGACGUCUCCUUAACCUCUACUUACAAAUCUAUGAAUUCAGAAUUCAGAAUAACACCUCUUAAAGUCCGAGUUACAUUACCAAGUUUCUCUCCUCGGCAAAUAAACAAAAAUGAACUCAGUGAAAUAUUUGGUUCUCUAUCAUUAUUACCCAUUACAAAAGAAGAUGGCAACACAAUACAGUCACCAGCAGCUGCAUCGUCUCCUCCAGUCAAACCACUGCUUGAUGAACCGCGACUCACCGCCACCAUAGACACUGGGUAUGAAUUACAAUUCAGUGUUAACUGUCACAGCGAAGAACAAUUGUGGACAUGUGGGGGUAACAAAAUCAUGAAACUCCUCAACCUACAGGGUAAACUACUGGCAUCAAUACAAACCUGUUCAGAGUACUGGCCACGGGACAUAGCAAUUACACGGGGUGGAUAUCUUGUUUAUACUGACAUUAAUAAAACUGUAAACCUAGUGAAGGAUGAACAGAUACAGACUGUGAUCAGACUACAGGGAUGGAGGCCUUUCAAUGUCUGCAGUACCUCUGAUGAUGAUUUCCUGGUUACCAUGAUUAGAGAUGAUUACAAACAAUACAAAGUUGUGCGUUACUCUGGCUCCAAAGAGACACAAACCAUUCAGUUUGAUGAUCGGGGUCGACCGCUCUAUUCAUCUGAUCGUUAUUACAGUACAUACAUCACUGAGAAUAGGAACCUCGAUAUCUGUGUAUCUGACCGUGCAGCUGGCGCGGUAGUGGUGGUUAAUUAGUCAGGAAAACUACGAUUUAGAUAUACUGGUCAUUCUUCUAAUACCAAGGAAUCAUUUUCUCCAGUCGGCCUCACAACAGACAGUCAGAGUCACAUCCUGACAGCAGAUAUUAAUUAUGGAUGCAUCCACAUCCUAGAUCAGGAUGGACAGUUUCUCCGUUACAUUCAAAAUUGUGAUUUACGCGCUCCAUACGGUUUAUGUGUGGACAUCAGAGACAAACUCUUUGUGGCUGAGUAUGAUACUGCUAAAGUGAAGAAAAUCCAAUAUCUAUAAAUACCGUACUAAUUACAUGUCUCAAUAGUGUUGGUUACACAUCUAAACAGAUUAUGUACUCAUCAAAACAAGGUGUCAAUUACACAUCUCACAACAGUGUUAAUUACACAACUAAACACACUGUUAAUUACACAUCUCAAUACAGUGUUAAUUACACAACUAAACACACUGUUAAUUACACAUCUCAAUACAGUGUUAUUUACACAACUAAACACAAUGUUAAUUACACAUCUCAAUACAGUGUUAAUUACAUCUCAAAACACAGUAUUAAUUGCAAAUCUAUAAACACAGUUAAUUACAUAUUUAAACAGGAUGUUGAUUACACAUCUAAACAGAUUUACAACCCUGUGCUAAUUACACUCCAGUGUUUGCGAUGUGUAAUUAGCAUGUAUUUAUUUUUUGUGUUGAACUGAUUGAACAUUUGUUUCAUUGCUGUUCAGUAUUUAUGUCUUACUAUAUCUAUAUUCUAAUAUUUAGUGAAUAGUAUUAAACUUAGUAUGUUAUUCUUAUUUGAAUGUGUUACUAGCAUUUAUCUGUCUAUAUAAAUAUUUUUUUUGACAAAUUUGACUGUGUUACUAGUUAUUUAUCCAUGUACAAUCUUUUGUGGACUAAUUUGACUGUGUUACUAGUUAUUUACUAUCUAUAUACAAUGUUUUGUUGACUAAUUUAACUGAGUUACUAAUCAUGUAUCUAUCUAUCUAUAAUAUUUUGUUGAAUAACUUGACAGUGUUACUGGUUAUCUAUUUCUACACAAUCUUUUGUGGACUAAUUUGACUCUGUUACUAAUAGUUAUUUUUUAUCUAUCUCUAUACAAUCUUUUGAGGACUAAUUUGACUCUGUUGCUAGUUAUUUAUCUGUCUUUAUACAUUUUUGUGGACUAAUUUGACUGUGUUACUAGAUUAUAGAUAGCUACCUACAUGUAUGUACAAUCU
Ostrea edulis (European flat oyster) is the source of this 2846-nucleotide messenger RNA. Its product is annotated as E3 ubiquitin-protein ligase Midline-1-like. The transcript has a single exon. The record is from RefSeq and is a predicted model, not a curated record. Bases 343 to 1641 code for a protein of 432 amino acids. Lineage: Eukaryota; Metazoa; Mollusca; Bivalvia; Ostreida; Ostreidae. Gene Ontology annotation, molecular function: zinc ion binding.